Messenger RNA from Peronospora belbahrii, 1635 nucleotides. The record is from the annotation of a GenBank genome assembly. Lineage: Eukaryota; Oomycota; Peronosporomycetes; Peronosporales; Peronosporaceae.
AUGGCAGGGGGUAUGUAUACGAAAAUGACGUCUUCCGGCUCAUCUCUUAUUGCCAAUCCACGCACGAUUUCCAAGGAGUUAGAAGCAAAAAUUUCAACGUCAAUUGCCAGUGUCAUUGCAUCGAGUGAUGUGGCUAAAUUGACAACAAAAAUGGUGCGCCAAGCAGUGGAAAAACAAGUGCGUGUGAGUCUUGCGACCCAUAAAGAUGUACUGAAGCGACUUAUGCAUCAGGAAUUACGCAAGUUUAAGUCAAAGAAAAUGGCCAAAAGAGUCGUGAUGGAACCUUGGAAGAUCGAUAUGAGACGAGAGAGCAUUGUCAAAGGUCUCUCGCGAGUCUACCUGAUGAUGCGUGAAUCUCCUGUGACCUUUCCAGACUGGGGAUUACACGCUAUACAGUCACUUUAUGACCUGCAGGCAGUAGAAGAGGGUGAAGUGUUGCGAUUGGCAACACUCUAUGCUCGACUUAUGGGUGCGUUGUGGCUGAAGGAAGACCGACAUGUAGAUUGGAUACCAGGCUCCAUUCCUACGCCUACGCAGCUCGUGAACGCUAUUCGAGCUGUUUACGUAGUCGAGAGACUAGGAAUCUCUCAUGCAAGACGUGUUGAGCUAUUGGACUUUUUUGACCGAUCACCUGCUGUCUAUGGCCCUAAGGAUCUAUUGGGAUGGAACCCCGCAGAGAGUCCACCACCGUCGACUGACGAGAGUGGAGCCUCGAUAUAUGAGCGACUGACAAGAGCGCUGGUUCUGUGGCAGCAGUCACACGGGCUGGGGGUCUUGAUUGGAUUCACUUUGCCGCAGUUGCUUCAACACUUGUUGUUGGUGUAUCCAUACAAGGGCCCUAGUGAUCUUUCACCCGCAGAGUACGAAGACCAAGUCCACUUUGUCACUACGCUGGUGUUUGUGCUAACGAACCAUGGAAGGUUGCGCUGCGAGACGGAACUUCUUCCUCAUGAAUACUUCUUCUUGCACCAUCAUGUUGCAUAUCACCUUGCGCAACAAGACGUGGCUUUGCUUGGUGAGACAUUACGGGCUUUACGUUGCUUUGAAGGUUCAAGUGAUCUUGUUCAAAUGCGUCGAGGACUAGCUUUCUUGUUGCUCACUCAACGCGAAGAUGGGUCUUGGGUGACUGAGUCGGCACAAAACGAUGCCAAUCAGCAAUAUUUCUCUACUAUGCAAGCGCUGUGGGCACUGUGUGAGCCUCGGCGAGCGGGAUUUGCGCCUGCCUUCCCAGAGGCUAUUCCGAUUUUAGAGCACUAUUUGAAUGCGGAUAUUGGGGGCGUUGAUCAGAAUUUCUUUGCGGGGAGCAACAAGAGCAGUGCAAGCAAUACUAAAGAUGCACAUGUUGAUCCUGAGGUAGCCGCAGCAACAGCAGCUGGUCCAUCUGAAAACGAAGACCUAGCAACACGCAUUGGCUUUUUGCAGAGCUUACUGGAUCAGAAUGGCAACGUGAAUAGCGUUUCAGCCGCACUUGCAACACAUGUGUUAAGCACCCUAUCAGAUAUGAUGCUCACUGUUGAUAUCCUCAAGAGCACUGGCGUUGGGCGCACUAUUAACAAAUUGCGUAAACAUACAGCACCUUCGGUAGCGAAGGCGGCAACUCAACUUGUGGCGAAAUGGAAAAAAGACUUGCUGUAG